Messenger RNA from Stegodyphus dumicola, 8990 nucleotides. RefSeq names its product phosphatidylinositol 4-phosphate 5-kinase type-1 alpha-like. Gene Ontology annotation, biological process: phosphatidylinositol phosphate biosynthetic process. Gene Ontology annotation, molecular function: 1-phosphatidylinositol-4-phosphate 5-kinase activity. The record is from RefSeq and is a predicted model, not a curated record. Gene Ontology annotation, cellular component: plasma membrane. Lineage: Eukaryota; Metazoa; Arthropoda; Arachnida; Araneae; Eresidae.
GAAGAGAGAAGAAAGGAAGAAGGAGAAGGCGAUGGGAAAGCAUCUGAUGAUUCAGAAUCAGCAUCUCCAGUUCAAGUUACAUCUGGGAAAACUGAUACAAGCUUAGUAAGAAGUAAGUCAAUUAACCGACAAAGAUUAGCUGCCUUUUCAACUGCUAUGGAAUCUAUUCAAGCUGAAGUUGAAGCUGUCGAAGAAGAUGAAGAUGUACCUCCUGGUGGCAUUCCAGCCAAAAAUUCGAAAGGCGAACAUCUGUUAUUAUUUUUAGGUAUAAUUGACAUUCUUCAAAGUUUCCGGCUGAAAAAGAAAUUGGAGCACACAUGGAAAUCUGUUUUACAUGAUGGGGAUACUGUAUCAGUUCAUCGUCCAGGUUUUUAUGCUCAAAGAUUUCAAGAUUUCAUGGGCAAGACUGUAUUUAAGAAGAUGCCAUCUUCUGGCCAGCAUCGCAAAUUUAAGACCAUGGUUACUAGUGUCCUAGCUUUGAAGCACUCGCCAUCAAAAAGAAAAGGUGUAUCUGUUAAACAGAAAACAUCUGUAGCAGCUGAACCUGAUCUUCUAAGACCCUAUCUUCCAAAAAUUCCAUCAGAGGCUGAAUGUCCACAAGAAGGAGUAGAACCCACUGCUCCAGCCCCAGUGCCUUUCCCGAGUACUUUUUCUGAAGUAGACAGCACAAAUAUUUCUAGUGAUUUAAAAUGUAAUACAUCUUGGAGCUCUAGAGGAAGACAAAAGAUACGUGCCAAUACUGAUCCUGUACCGCCAAGAAUGAUUUCUUUACGGUCAAGUAGUGCUGUUGGCAAAACGUCGUCUGUAACGUGGGAUAAAACAGAAGUUGUUAGUUUAUCUCAAGUUACAAUCCAGACUGAGUCAACAACAGAUUGCAUGUCUGAAACAAGUAGUUCUAGUACAUCUGGUAUUGGUUCCACAUUACAUACUGUUACCUGGACUCCACCACAUAGUGUUGAAGGUUCCACUCCAACUCAUACAGAGGGAACUCCCUCUUUCACUGAAUCUAGUUCAAGUGGUGAUGCAGCUUGCCCCACAACUCCAGUAAAGAGCAUAAAUAAAUCUUUGGACUCUCUCCCACCUUUGGGGGAAACUCAGAUAUUACAAGGUAGUGAAAUGUCUACAGAUCAGGUAAAGAUGCUUGUGUGAAGAAUUUCUAAAGAUUUAUGGAAAAUUUAGCUGUGACAUAAACUGCAUCUUCAUUUGCAGCAUUUGUAAAAUUAUGAAACAAAGAGUUGCUAAAAAUGUUAUUAAAAUUAUCUAAAAUUUGCAUUGUUUUUCUGUGGUAAAAUCAGCUGACUUCAGAAAAUUAAGGAUCCCCCCUCUGAAAUCCAUCCUGUAUUGCUAUUAGUGAGAAGCAGUUAUAGUGUAAAAAUUUGUAAAUAAUGAGAUUACCCCCAUGUAUGUAAUGGGCUUUCAAUAGCAUUUUCAUUUAAGUACUUAAGGUAUGGGUUUAAAAAAAUGCAUGCAUGCAUGCAUGUAUAUAGUUGGUAACAGUUUGUGCUGAAUUAUAUUAAAUUUUCAUGUUCCUAUUUUAAGUUGCAUUUUUAAUAAUUUUAGAAAGAUAUAUGAGUUGUGGAUAAACUGAUUUAUGAGUAUAUAUAUAUAUCAGUUCUUCCUGCUUUUCCCUCCUUUGUGUGUGUGAUAAAUUAUGAAUGCAUAACAUAGAUUCUUUGACUUUGUACAUGCAAUAUGUUUUAACAUAUCAUGUAUAUAAUGUAAAAUAUGUAUUUGUUGGAUUCCCUUGUACCUAGUGAAAUUUUGUUUUUGGAAUUAACAGAUUAGAACAAAAUUAUACUGAAUUAAUUUAAUUUAUACUUCUUUGAUGUUUUGACUGUCUAUUAUUAUUUUUCAUGUUCAUGCAAAAGUUCGGUAAAUACUUAAAAUACUUUGAAUAAUUCUGUUUUUAUCUCUGAUUAAAAGAGAUUUAUUUGAAUUUGUUUAUUUUCUUUUCUCUGUGUUAAUUUUGAUUUCACAAAUAUAUUCAUAUAGCUCAACUUGUCUUAAAUUAUUACUGUCAUUUUUGUUCCAUUAUUCUUUAUUUCAAAAUUUUGUGCUUGUAUGAAGGAAUGUAUUAAAUUGAAAGAAAAUUUGAUAUAAUUUUAUCUACGCAUGGACAAAUAUGUUUAUCCCCUUUCCUCCCCUCAGUUUUAAUUGUGGUUGCAAACUGGAAAAAAUUAUCUGCAAUAAAAGGAGAAACAAUAGAAUAGUUUUCAUUCUUGUAAGUUUUCUAUGUUAAUAUGUGUGAAUUUACGCAUCUGUUGGAAUAAUUUAUUUUAAUCUUAAAAAUAUUGAGUGUUUUUUAACUUAAGUUUAUCCAGAUUUAAUUUUUCUGUAUUUAUACAUAUGCAUUUUUUAAUAUUGUGUGUCACAUUUGCAGUGUAAAGUUUAAUUAUUUUACUAGUAGCAUUGUGGUAUUUCUCAUAUGUUAUGAUUUUCUAUUUUAUACUGAUAGUGUAAAAACAUUUUAAUACUUUUUAUUUAUGUAAACAUAAUUUUCUUCUAUUAACAUUAUUUCAAAUGUGCAUUAAAAUAAAUCUGUUUUUCCAAAGUAUGAAAAUUUGAGCAUUUAUCAGAUUUUAUAUUUCUGUUAUGGAAGAUAGCUUAGUUUAAAAAAUACUAUCUGUCAAUGCGUAAUUCUGUUUGAGUGUUUUUUGAUGAACUGAGCAUUUUUUUUCUCUAUAUAUUUAUCGCAUUUAUCAUUUCUUAGGAGAAGACCAUUGAUGGAAUUGUACUUAAAGCAUUUUUAUAAGAUGUGUUUAUGUAUUUUUCUUGCAUACAUAUGUUAAACUGAUAUGUGUAAUUAAAGCAGUCAGUUACUCUUUAUCAUUUUCUAGAGAGAGAAAAAGAGACAUAGAAGUUACACUGGAAAAUGAAUUAUUUAUGACUAUUAAAAUUUAGGACUUAUUCAUCAUAUUAGGUAAAAAGCUGUUUUCAGCAAAAAGAGUACAUCUUUAUGCAUGCUUGUUGCAAAGUAUGGUGUCAUAACUUGGUUUCACAAUUUUAUAUGUAUUGCAUGUUUGAAAAUUUAAUUUCAAGUUUUUUGUUUUUUAAGAAACUGUUCAUAGAUAUCCUCCAAGUGUAUUUUGUUGAAUCUUCUUUAAUUUUCUGUGUUGUAUGAGUUGCACAUAGGUAUUGCAUGAAAGAGUAUUUUAUCACAUUAUUUGUACUUCUGUUUUUCCAAUUAAUGUUUUUGAUAUGAAAUUGUGCAUAAUUUAUAAAUGCAUAUUUUAGUAUUUAUUUGUUUUGAGAUUAAUAUAUUGUAUAAAGUAAAUUUUGUUUCAUUGUUACUGGUAUGAUGUGUUUUCCUGCGGCUCUGAAUAUAUGUUUUGUGGCUGUUUCUCUGUUUGUGGUUUUUUAGGCACUGUUUAAUGUGCCUCCUUAAACUCUAAAUGUUUGUUUUCAUAAUUGAACUUUUUAAUAAAUUCUGUCUUAUAUAUUCCACAUAUUAGAUUGUUAUUGAAUUAUGUACACAUAAUAUUAUAUUGGUUGACAUAAAUUGCUAUUUGGCUAUUAAACUAGCUUCUUUGGUCUGUUAAACAUUAUGUAGUAUAUCUUCAUGUAUAAAAUUUGAGCCCUGUUUAAGACUCUUUUGGCGGGAGUUGGUUUUCUUCAUCUCUAAUGAAAUAGAAAUCAAAGACCUUUGGUCCUAUUGUUCUGGUUGUUCCUUUUAAUGUUGAUAUGUUAUCUAUAUAGUAAUAUUUGAUAAAUUAAGGUUGAUCUGUAUAUAUUAUUCAGUACUGCAAAAUAAAAGUUGUAUCAUGUACAUAAAUGUUAAUUAAUAAAAAAACUUUUAUCAGAAAAGGCAAUCAGAGAAUAUUGAUUGAAAAAUUUAAGCCUGUUUCUUCUUGCAUGAUAAUAUAGUUAAAUGAUUUGGUACUUAUGUUUAAUAAAAGCUCAAACCAUCAUGAAUGCUUCUGUGAUUCAAGCUGAGUGUUCUUUAGCUACCUUUUAAGAUUUUAAAAUGUAUUGCUUCAUUAAAAAGUGUAAUCUUUUGUAAAAGGCAAGGCUAUAUUUAGUUCUGGAAGUGUAACCAAAAGGGGAUGUCAUGUUUUAACUCCAUCCUAUCAAUUUCUCAUUUUGGCAGUCUAGAUUUCUUUUUAAAAAAAAUUCAUUUCAUGUGUUUCUUCUCUUCUUCCAUUUUUUUAUUAGUCUCGGGGACCUUGAACCUGAUUUUUCUUCAAAUCUGUCAUACUGGACAGUUUGCCAGAGCGUAAAACGUUUUUCAAAAUAUUACAUGAUCUGAAGUUUCGUAGCUUGUGGAGUAACCAAUCAAAAUUAUUAUUUACCAUUCUAUGGAGGACUAGAAUAGUUGAGAGAAAGGAGCACAAGAACAGAUUGGUCUACUGUGAUGCCUAGAAAAGCAUAUGAAACUGAAAAAAAUGCCCUUUUCUGUAACAUUAAAGGUCUAACCUUUUCGAAUUGUGUUUGUGUUUUAGUUUGUUCUGUUUAAAUUAGUUACUUUUAUCCAACGCUUUAAAGAAGUUAGGAAGUUAUUUUAAUUACUUUUAUCCAACACUUUAAAAAAUUAUAUUUUUUGUUGUGUCUUGUAUUGAGAAUAAACAGCAUUUAAAAAGAAAGGCUGAGAAACUGAUACCUAAUUCCCCUUCAUUUGUUAGGUAUUCAUUCUGAUUUGGUGAAAUAACCCAAAAUAUAAAUUCUUGUAGGUUGCAUUCUAUGCACUUUUGUUUUAUGUUGUGCUUUUUUAAUUCAUUGUGUCAUCUUUACCCUCCUUCAGAAUUUUUUUUUUUCAUUCUCCUGGGAUUUACAAAUUUUAAUUAAAUUAAAAGCUAGCUACUGUAUUUUAAAUAUAAAUAGCCUACACAUGUGAAAAUUAAAAAUAAUUUCAGUAGAGAAGUGAGCAUCCCCCCCAAGUGCAAAGUGUGCUGUUUCAUGUUGAUAUAUAUUCUUGUAUUUGUUAUGCUAUAUAACAGGGUUGGCCAAACUUCAUGUCAGUAAGAGCCACACAUUUGAAUUCAGGAAUGUUCGAGAGCCACAUCUAGAUUUUCUAAAAGCCACAAGUUCAUAUUUACAUCAUUAUAGAAGUAGUAGAGGAGGUCUUAAAUAGAAUGAAAUCCCUGAUAACUUUGUAAAAAGAGUCUAAACUAAUUAAUUACUUCCUUUUUGGACACUGAAUAGUUUUAGUUUGCCAUAUUUCAUACAUAUAUUUUAUAUGCAUGAGCCGCACGAAUUGCCUGCGAGAGCCAUUUCAGGCUCGCAAGUCGCACUUUGGCCACCCCUGCUAUAUAAAAAAUUGGAAAAUGUAAAAUCUUCUGGCCUAAACUAAUUUAAUUUUUCAGUUAAAAUUGAUGAACAGAAUAUUAACCAUCUGCAUUAAGAUUCCAGAAGAAAUGCUACGUAGUGCCAGUAAUAUAUUACUUCAGUACUGAUAGUAUAUACAGAGUCUACUAGUUUAAAUGUCUUUGUGGUUCAGCAAAGAUUUCAUGCUUAUAUUAUCUGCUGUGAAUGAGUUUGAAUUGCAUUUUAUAACAUAAGUUUUAAAACUAGUUUGUGAAAUUUAAAUUUGUCUUGUAAUUCCUGCUUCCCCCCCCCAGUUAUGGUCUAUUAUUUUAUUUUUUUGUAUGUUUGAUGAGUAGUAAGGUCUUUUUGUGUGUGUUUUUUUAUUAUUAUUAUUAAUCAAAAGAUUCCUUGUGCUGAUAUUUAUUCAAAAGGAUUUAGUUGCAGUUUCAUAUCUGAUUAUUGAAUAUAUGAUGUGAACAAACUUUCUUUUUAGUUCUUACUAAUAGGUGUCUGCUUAUCUGUACUUUUAAAUUUUAUCAGUAUUCCUUUUAAUUUGUUUCUGUCUUGCACUUACUAACUGUUUUCCAACUAACAGUAUGCUGUAGCUUUAAUUUUUGUGAAACAUCAGAAGAAACACUUGCUCUGAGAUGGAAUGUAAUCAAAUUUUAAACAACAACACUUAUCCUAUUCCUGAUUAUUUUUAAGCGUUACUAGAUCUUGACAGUGAAAGGCACUGAACUUCUGAUUAUCUGCAUUAAUGAAAGCACAGAUGAUCUGUAAAUGACCCUGUGAAAUUGCAGUUAGUCUGAGCAUACCAUAAAAAAGAAGUUUGCAGUGAGAUUUAAUGAACACAGUGUUAUAUUUAAAUAGGAUGUCAUUUAAUUAUAAUAUCCACGUAUAUAUUUUGUUCUGAGAAAAAGUUUUUAAAUCUUCUUUUCCCAUAUUUUAGAGAUAUGUUAGCAUCUUUUCAGACAAAACAAUCAAACACCAUGCCAAAUUGUGCAUCUUCAAAAUUGAACUCAUUUCAUUGACCCAUGUAAUAUUAUAACUGCGUAUCUGCUCAUUCCCGUGACGCAUUUUAGUCAUCCUUAUCAUUGCACUUUUUCUGUUCAAUGUACUUCUGGUUCAUUUUGAGUCACUACUGCAGAUGCCUUGGUCUGAUAAAAUCAUGUAGCCUCCUCCCCCAAUCAACAUGUCUGCAUUUUCUUCAUUUUUAGUUUCAACCCCUUGAACAUGGUAAUAAUUUUUUAAAAGGUACUGUAACCAUUCCAUUGAAAAAAGCCUUUUACUGAGAAAAUCCCCCAGUUCAGUAACAUUCUGUUAACUCCAUUCCAAGCUUUAGCAAUGAGAUUCAGUAUAUGAAUUUCUUAUCAUGAAUAAGAGGACUUCUGAGAAGAAAUUCAGUCAUGAAUUUCUUAUCAAAAGUCAUUUCAUUCAUUGUGAUAAAGUAAGUCUUUUCUGUAAAGUAAGUCUAAAACACAACACAUAGAUAAUUAGAAGUUCAGUGUAGAGCAAAACUUGAAAUUCAUUUUAACAAUUUAAAACUGAAGAUUUAUUAUUGUCAUUAGUAAAUAUGAACCUUUUAAUCUAAAUAUUUUGAUUUGGCGCUAAAAUUUUAAAUUUCUCAUUCACUACAGAUAUUUAUGGUAUUUUUCAAAUUCAAAUUCUUACUUUUUAGAACUUGUUUAAAAUAGUUAUUUCAUUUCACUUCUAUUAUUGAAUACAUUGAUCAAACAGCAAAAUCAGUAUGAUUUUUUGGGGUUUGUUUAUCUUAGGAAAUAUACAAAUUUAAAGGAUGUUUAUUUGCCUUACUCUUUCUAGGCAUCUGCCUUCUCUGCUUACUCCUUUUUCUAUUUUUCCAGACACGCCUCUAGCGUGAUGAUGUUCCGUAGACAAUGUUUCCAGUCAUCAAUGAUGUAUGUAGUGUGUGCUUGCUGUGUAAUUCUGACCUCUGCAGUUUCUCUAACCUGGUGCUCUGGGUGCUACUUGCUGAGCAAGACUAAUCAAGACAGCUGUAGCCCUUUCUCAGCUGCCUGUAAUUCUAGUGAAUGUUUCUAAUGUUUAAUAUCAUGCUGUUAUUCAAAUAUCUUUGGUGUGAUAAGAAUUAAUUACGAAGCAUAUAGGUUAUACAAUUGAAAAUAUUAGUGCCUUUAUUGAGAUAGUGGACAAAAAUGUUAAAAACUAUUAUCAGUUUUUACUCCUUUUGAUUACAUGUGCAUAGUAUUUAAUGACAGUAUACAGAGUGAUUUUUUGUAAAAUUUCUAUUUGAAUUUUGCCAUUAAAUGACUUCUUGACUGCGAUUUCAUAGUUAUCAAAAUUUGAAUUGCGUAUGAUGCCUUUAAUUGUGUGUAAUUUAAAUUUUCAAGUUUAUAUUAACUUUGAGCCAGUAUUUGUGAUGUAUCUAUUUCAGUUUGAAAAAUGCAAUGUUGAUAUAUGCAAAAUAAUGCGAAUAUAUAUAAAUAUAUAUUUUUCACUCAAAAAUUCAAUUUGUGAUUUUCAGAAUGUUGUAUAAUUAAUUAGUGCCAUGCAGUUCAUAUUUUGAAGUAACUGCUAGCUAAGUGUUUGUUUUUUCUUUUAAAUUAAAUAAACAGAAGAAGCUUUAAAAGCAUUCUGAUUUUUAGAGUUUGAGAUUUUUUAAUAACAAAUGUGUGAUUUCAUUUAAAACCCUAUGCAAAAUAUUGUCAUUAUUUUUUUAGGUUAACUUCUUGUGUAAUUUUUGUAUAAAUAAAUCUAUUCAAAAUAUCAUUACUGAUAAAUUCUAUGCAGAUUGAAUGUACAAAUUUACUCAAUUAGAAUAACAUUUAUCUAAACGAGUACAUUUUUUUCCAAGCAGGUGUUUAUACAUUGUCCCUUAUACUGUUCUUGUGCUUUAUCAUUAUAGGAAGUAUGUGGUUAUUAUUAAAGAUAUGUUUAAAAUGUUAUCUUUUUAUUGUCAGAAUUACAUUACUGGUACUAGAUUAAAAAAAGAAAUGUACCAGAUGUAAAAGUUAGAAUUAGUUUAAAUUCUUUACAGUCUAUAAGCUGUUUAACUAUGUAGGUGAUUGGUUAAGAAAUGUGAUUUUAUAUCCUCCAUUGAGGGUCAUCUUUGCACUUGCCUUUGAGAACAUUCUGACUGUUAGGAAAUUGAAAAUAUGCCUUCAUGCUAGGAAAGCCCAGUUUUAAAAUGUAAACUAGGGGGAUAAAAAGAAACUGGUGUAGCCAACUUUCGGUUUAAAUUAUUUAACUGAAAGUUAGGGAGAAGUUAUUGUUUGUUCUGCAAAUUUAGCACUCUAAUUCAAUUUUUGUUUUUUUCUGUUGUAAUAAAUAUGCUGCAUUUUUUAUGUCUGCACUCUUGAAAAUAUUGAUAUAUUUUCAAGAUUUUUUUUAAUCAUAAACUCUUCUGUUUCCAAACUUUUUUUAAUAUCUGAUACACAUAUCCCUUUUACAUGAUUGCUUUAUUUAGUUGGCUGUAAUACAUAUAAUGUUUUUAUAUUUGUUCUGCUUAGUUUAGCACAAAAGUUUAUGGCCCCUUGUACUGUCUAAUGUAAAUUUUAAAAAAGUUAGUAUAUAAUGAUUGAUAAGAAGUACAAUAAGUGUUAAAUAUAUUAAAAAGAAUUGAACAGUGCUGUUCAAAAUGCUGUAAGAUGUAUUGGAAUUUUAAAGUCUGUUUAGUUAUAUAAGGUGAUUGUCUUUUAAAUAAAGCGGUAUAUAUUCUAGAAGAAUGAUUAAGUAGCAGUGUGUCAUAAAAUAAAAGGCUAUUGAGAUUUUAA